AUGGUGGAGAUUGUAGUCACGUGGUGGUGAAAUUCUCCCCAUGGCUGCAGUGCCCCGGUCUGAGGCUGCAGUGGGAGCAGGAGCCAUGUAGCACACGCUCAAACCCCACCUCACCCAGCGGCUCAGAGAGCGGGAGGCACAGGCUCAGCGCGGGGGAGACACGGCCGGGGAGAGCAGCCAUGGUCAGGCGUGUGUCCGGAGGGGCAUGUGGUUUCAGAGCUGAGCGGCGGUGCGGAUGGAGCGCAGAGCGCAGAGCGUCUAGAUGCCCAGAGGAGCAGCAGCGGAGUCCCGACUGAGCUCAGCGAGGAGCGCAGAUCCACCACUUUUAUUCUACACACGGUCUGAACUGAACGUACACUCUGGCCGGAUGUUGCGCGCCUCUGCCAGAACUGUGGACAACAGCCGGGACAGCUGAGCUGUGCUCCAAGUGGAUGGCAUAGAAAUCGGUAUAAAAGGUAAAACCAGAACGAGGCCUUUAAAGCUUGAAGACCUUCCAGACCUUCAAGUUCCAGGUCAGAGGAUGGCACUGAGGAAAUAGACUGUGUAAAGUUGCUUGAUCGCUUCAGCAUCGCAGCAAAGAUGCUUCCCAAAGAACACAACAGUGAGGGCAAAGCAGCCAAACUCACCCAAUAUGAGCAGAAGGUCAAAGCUGCCAAGAAAGAGGAGAAAGAGUUACAUUACGUAAAUCCACCGGAUGGAGGAUGGGGCUGGAUGGUGGUUCUUCACUGUUUUCUGGUGAACGUGUUGGUGAUGGGAACCCUGAAGAGCUUCGGGAUUUUCUUCGUAGCUCUGCAGGACGAGUUUGGCGGCUCAGCUGAGAGUAUCAGCUGGAUUGGCUCCAUCAUGUCCAGCCUCAGGCUCUCAGGAGGUCCUCUGGCCUCUGUAGCCUGUGCUAAGCUGGGGAACAGAGUCACCUCCAUCAUGGGAGCCCUGCUGGUCAGCGCAGGCUUCCUCAUCAGCAUCUUUGCUACUAGUGUGGUCUACCUGUACAUCAGCAUGGGGCUGGUAGUAGGUCUUGGAUUUGCACUCCUGUACCAAGCCACGUCUGUUGUAACCGCGACUUAUUUCCGAAAGAGGUUAGCCACAGCGUACUCCAUUGGCCGCUCUGGAAUGGGUUUGACCUUUGCCCUGGCCCCCUUUACUCAGCUGCUCCUGGAUCAGUAUGCCUGGCAAGGAGCUCUGUUGAUUUUGGGUGCACUGAUGUUGAACCUGGUGGCCUCUGGAAUGCUGCUGCGGCCGAUCCACGUCCGCCCUGCUGUCGUCUCCUCUCCCCCGCCGUCGUCCUCCAGUCUCCGCAAAGGUCUGACGGGUUCUCUGAGAGGAACAAAGAAGGAACCUCUUCAGAACGGCCUAAACGUGACUGCGGCCGUGUCUAACGGCGUCGCCAAAACAGACUCCUCCCCUUCCUUUCACACUGAAACACUGAUCAUAGAGAACCCGUCCCUCGGGCAGAAAUCCCUCCAGGCUACAGAACUGACAAGCCUGGUUCAGAACGGUGUAAACGGACUGGACACCGGCCCAGUAAAGGUUUACCCAGAAACUAACGGCAAGUCCGUUGUGGAUUCGUUACUGCAUGAGAAGACUCCGCCCAAAAAAGCCAAAGUUUUGGACUUCUCGCUCUUGAAGAAUCCUUUCUUUUGCAUAUAUACCUGGUCGCUGGUCUUCAGCCAGCUGGCCUACUUUAUCCCCUACUUUCACCUGACAGCAAGAGCCAGGAAUCUGGGCAUUGACCCCAUGGAUGCGUCCUUCAUCAUAUCGGUGGCUGGUAUAACUGAAACCAUGGCUCAGCUGGCCUCUGGCUGGGUGGCAGACAGGAACCUGGUGCAUAAAUACCAUUACCACAAGGCCUAUCUGAUCCUGUGUGGCGUAGUCAACCUGCUGUCCCCACUGGCCACCUCCUACAUCCUGCUCAUGGUCUACGCUGUCUUCUUCGCCAUCUUCUGUGGAGGCUACAUGGCCCUGCUGCUGCCCGUGCUGGUUGACCUGGUGGGCUCUGAUAAGCUGAACAACUCCAUGGGGUUUUCAAUGUUCUUUGUUGGGCUGGGAUGUCUGACAGGUCCUCCUUUAGCAGGUUUCCUGUAUGACUACACCCAAACCUACGACUGCUCCUUCUACCUGGCGGGCGUGUGUUACCUGCUGUCCUCAGUCUCUCUCUUCCUGGAGCCGCUGGCCCAGCGCUGGCAGGCCAGGAAGAAACAGCAGGAGCUGCUGAAUAAAGAGCUGGCGUGGAGUAACGGCUGCUUCGCUUCUGCUCCUCAGAGGAACGGGGUGGUGUAGAGGAGGAGGACACAUCGCUGACACUUCUCUGUCUCUUUGCCUUUUUUUAUGGAGGUUCGUCCUCCAAGACUGAACGUGACCUCAGCUUCAGAGGUGGACUGCAAUAACGCCAGCCUUUUUUGAGGGAAGAAUGUUCUUUUUAACGGCACAGAGAUUAUGACCAACACUGUCUUGAAUGCUUGAAGGCGCCAUACUGGAUACUGGUGAUGGUUCCAGAAGACAGACAGACUGUCAGGUCCGCUCCAGUUAACUUCCAAUAAAGCCAAAAUGAUUUCA
Molecule: messenger RNA, 2553 nt
Organism: Astyanax mexicanus (Mexican tetra)
Lineage: Eukaryota; Metazoa; Chordata; Actinopteri; Characiformes; Acestrorhamphidae
Gene: slc16a4
Product: solute carrier family 16 member 4
Exons: 12
Coding region: 580-2277 (565 amino acids)
Biological process (GO): monocarboxylic acid transport; transmembrane transport
Molecular function (GO): monocarboxylic acid transmembrane transporter activity
Source: RefSeq, a predicted model, not a curated record